CUUGUGGUGCUGUCUGGUGUGUGGGAGCCGCUGAAAUGGAGAAAGGCGUUUCGGAGACUUUGCCGCGAAGCUCGUCGUUCUCCUAAGGUUGGAACUACAAUAUUUAAUUUGAGCCUGCAGUAAUGGGUAGAACUUACAUUGUUGAGGAAGCUGUUGGGCAGUAUCUUUCAGACCUCAGCACAAAACUAAAGCCGUAUGUCACAGGGCUGUUAAUUGGACAGUGUUCCUCACAAAGAGAUUAUGUAAUUCGGGCUGUUCGAACACCUCCAAAUGAAGAGCAAAAUGAAAUCAAUCUAAAUCCUUCAAAAUUGGCAUCCAUUGAUGAAGAAUGGGUAACUGCACAUGCCAGCCAGGUUUCUAGAAUGCUUCCUGGAGGCUUGUUAGUUCUUGGUGUAUUUAUUAUUGCAGCUCCAGAACUGGCAAAAGAUAGUCAAAAUGCUUUGCGCAAGCUAAUCUUCUCAGUGGAAAAGUCUGUAACUAAAAGACGGCUCUGGAAACCUGCUGAGGAGGAGGUCUUGGAUAGAGCAGCUCUUCAAGUUUGUUCUGCUACAAAGAAAAUAGUUUGCCGAACCUAUGAUGUACAAGAUCCAAAGUGUACAGCUAAACCUGCAGAUUGGAAAUACCAGAGUGCUCUGUCUGCUUGCUGGCUAACUUUGGAUUGCACAGUGAAUGUUAAUAUUCACAUUCCACUUCUUGCUACUUCACCCAACCAUGACCUGGAGAAGAAUACCAGGAAUGGAUUAAAUCGAUGGUCAAAACAGAUUGAGGACAGCGUUUUUCUGAUCAACGGGCAAGUUAAAGAUUAUGAUGCAGAACUCCUGGAAGGCCUGAAAAAGUUAAGAGGAAAUACUCAGUCCAGCACUCAGUUUUCUGAUGUCAAGGUUCUGACACAGCUGUCCCAGGGUUCAAGUCGUAGAUCAACAGCUACAGUGCAGGUCUGCAGUGGUUCUAUAAAUCUCAAAGGUGCUGUGAAAUGCAGAGCCUACAUCCAUAACAACAAGCCAAAAGUUAAGGAAGCUAUUCAGGCUUUGAAAAGAGACAUAAUAAACACAUUGAGUGAUCGCUGUGAAAUACUGUUUGAAGAUCUCAUUAUAAAUGAAGGACUUGACAAAAAAAAUUUUGAGAGGGAAUAUCGUGUCUUACCUCAAAGACUAUUUGUUCCUGUUCCUGGAUCCAGUGUGAUGCUCAGUGAUUACAAGUUUCGCGAUGAGGCCGCUGAAGAAAUUCAAGAACGUUUUGUUGAAAUGUUGGAUCAAGCUGUGGAAGCUGAAGAUAUACAUAUAGCAGAGGAAGCUAAUACAGUUGAUAUUUGUCCACUUACUGACAACAUGGAUGACACACAACAGAAACAACUGACAAAAGCAACAUUGCUGUUGAAACUUCAACAAAACAUGGGUGUGGUAAUAGCAGCUGCAGUUGCAGUCUUUGCAUCAAUCUUCUCUUUUAACUACUUCAGUGACUAAACUCAAGCAAAAGGAGCCUCAUGGAAACAUUGACCAGUAAUCACGCUUAUACAAGAUGGAAGCAUCUGGGUUUAAUAUAUUAGUAAUUAAGGAUCGUUGCCUAAAUAUCACCGGUUAGGUGUGCAAUAUAAAUUAUAAUGAUACGUCCAGUUACCUUGUUCCGGCAUGCAGUUACUGUAGGUGAAUCAAGUUUACAAGAAACUAACUCUUGUCAUUUGUGCAAAUGAUGGUAAAAUAGUAUUAUAAUCCAGUAAGAGCCCUUACAUCAAUAUAGAACUUCUAUUUUCUUCCUACACAUUAUGUGAUGUAAAAUGCUACUACUGUUUUUUUAGGCUGUUACUAAGGCUAGCAGAGUUACCUAGUAUGACAAUUCUUGCUUUAGAGAUUUCUUUGCAAAUUGUUCAUUUAACUAACAGAAAUCUCAUCUCAUUGAAGUUAAUCGGGGCAGAAGUUUAGACUUCACAAUGUCAACAUUUCGCUGUAUAGAUUGUUUAAGGUACCUAUUGUGCCAGUUAACCAAUACUAUCAAAUAGUUUGUUAGUUUCAAGAUUCCCUUUAGACCAAUUUAGACUGUAAAAAACCUUAGUUCAAGACAUGGAGGACCCAGAAAUCAAUAGAAUGUGUAAAUUUCACUCAGGUUAAUUUCUGAUAAGGAUUUCUUUGUCCAUGUGAUUCAAUCAUCAUCUUUCUCUUAGAAUAUUAAAUAUUUCAGCAACAACUAUAUCUAGGCAGUUUUAGCAGAUCACUUAAUAUCACUGCAAGUUUUAAAAACUCUGAGUAACAAUUUUGAAAAUGCAGACAAGUUACCCAGGAGAAUAUUUCAUAAUGGAAAUGUGUGUUAGGAGGUAACAUUGUCCUCUUGCAGUGAGGAGAGAGGAAGGAGGGAAGUUUUCUGAUAAGGUUAACAAAGAUAAUUCAUGCAUGAAAUGAAUUCUUUGGAUCUGAAUUACAAUAGAAUAUAGUUCCAUAUUCCAGGAGACUUUAAUGCCACCACAAAUUUUUUGCUUUAGUGUAAAGGCACUGGAACACUAAAAAUACAAACCAUUAGGUUCUACAGCAUAAUCAAGUAUGUAUUGGAAUACUUUUAAUAAAAGGCAACUAUGAGAAAAA
Molecule: messenger RNA, 2573 nt
Organism: Rhea pennata
Lineage: Eukaryota; Metazoa; Chordata; Aves; Rheiformes; Rheidae
Gene: ODR4
Product: odr-4 GPCR localization factor homolog
Exons: 14
Coding region: 123-1463 (446 amino acids)
Biological process (GO): intracellular protein localization
Cellular component (GO): endomembrane system
Source: RefSeq, a predicted model, not a curated record